GUGCGCCAUCUUGACAAAUGGCGAGAUGCCGAAGCGCGUCAGUGCCUUCGAAUGCUCCAAGGAGGAAGGCUUCAUGGGCGUUUUCAAGGGACAGACCGAGGGCUUCCCUAUGCCAUGCCAGGGCUACGAUGUUGCUGGCGAUGAGGCUGGGGGUGGCUGCCCACACAAGAAGGGUGCGUGCUUGAAGAAUGAAGAGCUCUACUUGGGCAAGUGUUUCAAGAGCUGCGCGACGCUGACCCAGAACCAGUACUCAGUGCGAACCGGUGCUGAAACCUGCUGCAGCACUGAGAACGUGUUCUCCUGCAUGAGCCCCUCCAACACGAAGUUCUCUCCUGACUACAAUGUCGGAGGUGGCAUGAACAGCAAG
Messenger RNA from Symbiodinium necroappetens, 367 nucleotides. NCBI's taxonomy places the organism in Eukaryota, Dinophyceae, Suessiales, Symbiodiniaceae. The record is from the annotation of a GenBank genome assembly.